This is a messenger RNA of Pistacia vera, 791 nucleotides long. RefSeq names its product acyl-coenzyme A thioesterase 13-like. The record is from RefSeq and is a predicted model, not a curated record. The transcript is spliced from 3 exons. The coding region runs from base 74 to 592 and encodes 172 amino acids. Gene Ontology annotation, molecular function: fatty acyl-CoA hydrolase activity. Lineage: Eukaryota; Viridiplantae; Streptophyta; Magnoliopsida; Sapindales; Anacardiaceae.
UAAAGUAACAGGUUGAGACAAGUUGACCACACUCCACACAGAUUGGUUUAUCGAAUCGAGUCAAAGAGAGGCGAUGGCGGAACCGUCGACAACAUCAACAACUGUAGUCUCUGAAGAAUCAGAUCCCGAGCACGUGAAAUACAUCACCGAUUUCUUUAAUAGUGUGGGAGUGUCUUCUACGAUUCCAGAGAAUCAUUCUACAACGGAUUUCUACUCCAAUAUUGUUGGCGGCCAUCUUAAAGUUCACCAAAUCCAACGUGGCCACAUCACUUGUCAUCUCACCGUCAAACCCGCUGUCGCUAAUUUUUACGGUGGAAUACAUGGAGGGGCAGUUGCAGCUCUAUCAGAACGAAUGGCAAUUGGUUGUGCUAGAACUGUUGUGGGAGAGGAUAAGGAAAUAUUUCUGGGCGAAUUGAGCAUAUCUUAUCUCUCCGCUGCCCCCAAAAAUGCGGAGUUGAUUAUUGAUGGCUUUGUCGUGAGGAGUGGAAGAAAUUUGACAGUGGUGGCGAUUGAGUUUAAAUUCAAGAAUUCUGGGAAGCUAGCCUGUACUUCUCGUGCUACUUUUUAUAACACCCCCAUUUCCAAGUUAUGAAGUUUCCUCUACUUCUGGUGUUACUUUUAAUAUUGUCAAGUAAUGGUAUAUGUUAUAUGUAUAUCGCAUUCCAGUCUCAUAUUCUCAAGACUAAUAUUUGUGCUGCUAUACGAAAUCUCUGUAAAAGUGGGCGCCGGUGUCCCGUGGUAGAGAAUAAUAAUAGUAAUGGCCGUUGCGUUAGGCUCGUUUGGUUCACUUU